Contarinia nasturtii (swede midge) is the source of this 734-nucleotide messenger RNA. It is a transcript of the gene Adi1, whose product is annotated as 1,2-dihydroxy-3-keto-5-methylthiopentene dioxygenase. Lineage: Eukaryota; Metazoa; Arthropoda; Insecta; Diptera; Cecidomyiidae. The record is from RefSeq and is a predicted model, not a curated record. Bases 144 to 686 code for a protein of 180 amino acids. Gene Ontology annotation, molecular function: acireductone dioxygenase [iron(II)-requiring] activity. The transcript has 6 exons.
UAAAUUUCUGCACAAAUCUAGUACGUUUGGUCGUAUCGAUACGAGUUUGUGUCAUAUAGUAUAAAACUAAUUGAGAAUUAAAAAAUGAGUGUUUAUAUAUAGCGAGCUGCACGUUAAGCGCAGUAUGUUAGCAAAUCGCAAAAAUGGUUCGAGCGUGGUACAUGGAUAAUGAAGUUACCGAUCAACGAUUGGAACAUCAUCGUAGCCCACCACAAUAUAUACAAUUGGACGAAUUGUUCAAAAAAACUGGCGUCGAAUAUUUCCAAUUAGAUGCUGAUACAUAUAAUGUGGAUGGCAAAUUGGAUAGAAUUCGCAAAGAUCGUGGAUAUUCAUAUGAAGAUGAGAUAAUAUGUUCAAAAGACUGCCUUCCCGAUUACGAUAAUAAACUGAAGACCUUUUUCACUGAACACCUUCACUCAGAUGAAGAAAUUCGAUUUGUGGUCGAUGGUUCUGGUUAUUUUGAUGUUAGAGACGGCAGCGAUGAAUGGAUCCGGAUUGAAGUCGUUCGUGGUGAUUUGAUUGUUAUUCCAAAGGGAAUUUACCAUCGUUUUACACUUGAUUCGAACAAUUAUAUAAAAGCCAAACGAUAUUUUGUUGGUGAACCAAUUUGGCUACCAUACAAUCGUCCAGCCGAUGAUAUGAUCGUCCGAAAAGAAUAUUUACAACAAUUACAAAAAGGAUUUUAAUUUGAAUAAGGCAGCAUUUUCUUGUUUUUAAUUUUUUGUAUAUAAAAG